Molecule: messenger RNA, 1899 nt
Organism: Penicillium taxi
Lineage: Eukaryota; Fungi; Ascomycota; Eurotiomycetes; Eurotiales; Aspergillaceae
Product: sugar porter family MFS transporter
Exons: 4
Coding region: 1-1899 (632 amino acids)
Biological process (GO): transmembrane transport; carbohydrate transport
Cellular component (GO): plasma membrane
Molecular function (GO): carbohydrate:proton symporter activity
Source: RefSeq, a predicted model, not a curated record
AUGUUGUUCAAGAAACGUCCACAGAGUGAUGCUUAUGCCAAUGAUCUCCCUAGGGAGUCUGAGAGUUACGCCAAUGAUGUCCUAAGAGGAUCAGGAAGUGGCUAUGCCAAUGGCAUCCACAAAGAAUCAGAAUCGGCCAUGUUCCCAGGAGAGUCCGUCUCUACGGGGGGCUAUCACGAGAAGGGCCCCGGCGAUGUAGUGGAUGGACCAAUCCCUCUCUUCACCUGGCGUUCCUUCAUUAUGGGCAUUUUCGUCUCGAUGGGAGGAUUUUUAUUCGGCUAUGAUACCGGUCAAAUCUCAGGUUUCCUGGAGAUGAAGAACUUUCUAUUCCGAUAUGGCGAGCCAUCCGGUGAUGGGACUUAUCAUUUCACCAACGUGCGGUCUGGUCUCAUUGUUGCCCUGUUAUCGAUUGGUACCCUGAUUGGAGCGCUGGCCGCUGCCCCAAUUGCAGAUCGUAUCGGCCGAAAGUGGUCCAUUAGCAUUUGGUGUCUUGUGGUCUGUAUUGGUGUUACAGUACAGAUAUCCUCUCCAUUCGGCCAUUGGUACCAAGUUGCCAUGGGCCGUUGGGUUGCAGGGCUGGGUGUUGGUGCAGUGUCCCUGCUUGUACCGAUGUAUCAAGCAGAGUCAAGCCCAAGACACAUUCGAGGAGCAUUGAUCAGUACCUACCAGUUGUUUAUCACCCUGGGCAUCUUCGUUGCAAACUGCAUCAAUUUCGGCACUGAAGCUCGCUUGGACACUUCAUCUUGGCGCAUUCCCAUGGGCAUCACCUAUCUAUGGGCUUUAGUCCUCGGCAUAGGAAUGAUGUUCUUCCCAGAAAGUCCUCGUUACGACUACCGCCACAACAAAGUAGACCGAUCUAUGGAUACUCUUUCCAAGGUUUACGGCAUCCCUCGCAACCACCGUGCACUCCAGAUCGAGUUCAACGAGAUUAAAGAAAAGUAUGAAGAGGAAGUCCGCGGCGGAAAAGCUAGCUGGAGACAGCUCUUUAGGGCCCCAACAAUGAGUCGCCGCGUCGUACUUGGAGUUACCCUGCAGGCUCUCCAGCAACUCACAGGUGCCAAUUACUUCUUCUACUACGGAACAACUGUGUUCAAGGGAGCCGGCAUCCAUAAUAGCUAUGUCACUCAAAUGAUUCUUGGCGGCGUGAACUUCGGCACAACGUUCCUCGGUCUGUACUUGAUCGAAAACUAUGGUCGUCGCAGGUCUCUCAUCGCAGGUGCACUCUGGAUGUUCAUCUGCUUCAUGGUUUUCGCCUCUGUAGGCCAUUUCUCACUCAACCAAGAUAACCCCGAGCAGACCAAAUCCGCCGGUGUUGCCAUGGUCGUGUUCGCCUGUCUCUUCAUUCUGGGCUUUGCCAGUACCUGGGGUCCGAUGGUGUGGACUAUCAUUGCUGAGCUGUACCCUUCGCAGUACCGUGCACGCGGCAUGUCGCUCGCAACGGCCUCUAACUGGCUUUGGAAUUUCCUGUUGGCUUUCUUCACCCCGUUCAUUGUCAGUGCUAUUGACUUCCGCUUUGGCUAUGUCUUUGCUGGAUGUCUCUUUCUCGCUGCGGCUGUCGUCUACUUCUUCGUCAUUGAAGGAAAGGGUCGUACCUUGGAAGAAGUGGAUACUCUUUACCUUAUGGGGGUGAAGCCGUGGCAAAGCUCCAAGUUCCAAUUUCCUGCUAAUCAGGGUAUCAUUCGGGGCUCAUUUGACAAGGGUGCUGGGACUGGUGCGUCGUCCCAUAUUGAUAAUGGAACUGGGGUUGGAGAGUCGUCUCGCAUGGCUAAUGGUGUUGAUACUGUGCCCGGGGCUGGGGCUGAGCCAGCUGGUACUGGACAGUCGUCGCGUGUUCCAGGCACAGCUUCCAAUGCUGGAGGAAAUGUGCCUAUAGGCUCAGAGAAGCAUUCUGCUGUAUAG